GCAUCCCCAAAGUACUGCUGAAAUAAAAAUCUCGUAAUUUGUUCCGCGCGCGCUGUAUCAGUUUGGUUUGUAACGUAUAUCGCAUAAAGACCAUACAAAUCGUACGAUCCUCCGAGGCCGGCCACGUACGUACCGGUACCGUAUGUUUACGUGUAAACGGAUUCUAGCAGACGCCGAAUCAUUAUGCAUAUAAACGGUAUAUAUGUAUGCAGCAUAGUACAGUACACGCUGCGAGCUGCAUGUGUGAGUCUAUGGUAAAUUAAGCGGUGUUAAGCAUGCAGAUUGCCCAAGACAGGUAGCAGCAGCUUAUACAAUUUAGCAAUUAUCAGGAUUAGCCAAAGAUCUACAAAUUAAAGACUGAACAUGGCGCUUGAAGAGCUGAUGCGUGAACUCUUUCUGAAUCCAAUCAACCUUGGGCUCUUGUCGGUAUGUGGCUAUUUGCUUUAUAAGAUCGUCCGAGGUAACAGAACACCACCGGAGCCUCCACAGCCGCCCAGCCUGCCGAAGAUGAAGAGGAGAGAUUUCAAGGUGUCAGAACUAACAGAAUACGAUGGCAUAAAAAAUGAAGGGCGCAUCUUGGUUGCUGUGAAUGGAAAAGUUUUUGAUGUCUCAAGAGGGAGAAAGUUUUAUGGCCCAGAGGGUCCUUAUGGUGUUUUUGCUGGACACGAUGCAUCAAGAGCAUUAGCAACAUUCUCAUUGGAAAAAGAAACGUUGAAAGAUGAGUUUGAUGAUCUCACAGACCUCACCUCUGAACAGAUGGACAGUGUGAGAGAAUGGGAGAUGCAGUUUAUGGAAAAGUAUGACUACAUUGGAAAGCUUCUGAAGCCAGGGGAAGAGCCGACAGACUAUUCUGAUGAGGAAGAAUCAGAUAAAAAGGACAAUUAACAUUCUCAUCUGUUUGGAUUCAAGUAAUUCACCUGCUAUUGUUCUUCAUAAUCUUCAAAUCAAAGAGUGCCGAAGUUGUACAACUUUCACGUCCUCCCCAUUUCCUCGAUGGCUUUUUUCCCCACUGCUUUAUUGAUCGUGAACUUGGACAUUUUUUCUCAUGAUAUUCACAAAUGAUGAAGAAAACGAGUAGUUGCUUGUUUGUUUUAUGAUUUUGAGAUAUCAUUAAAAAGAGAAUCAGCUUAGCUUGCUUUAUGGCAUGCACGUGGCUGUCAUAUCCAAUCUGUCUUCAGUCUAUUUUUUAUACAAGACACAGGGGAUGUUUCACAUAGAUUUAAGUAUGACUUAAGAGUCGCACUUAAAUGCCGAUGCAUACAUGAUAUGCAAUGCGCAAUCUUAUUGAUCUAUACGCAGUAGUGCGCAUCUUCUUUGCAUGAUCUGACCAACGCGGUCAUCCCUUUUAUAUGCUUAAAUCUUUGUGAAACACCCCCCUGGAUUUUCAAAUGAAUAUAUGGCUUAUUCUUUAUUGGACGGUCAGGUAUUGACUCAACUUUUUUUUUAAAGAAAGAAAUUGAUGUGAACAGUGUUGUAUAAAAGUUGAAAUGAAUAUAAGAUUACAUUAUGUGAAAAUAUACUGUAUUUUGUACUGCAAAAGAACAUUGAGCUUGUACCAUUCAGAAAUAAAUGUUUGUAAUGUCUACUCAUGUACAUAUGUAUUCUAUGUUGGCUUAUGUUUAAAACCACUCAUGAUCAACUCAUACCCUGGUACAGUAGAUUAUGAAUAUUGACUAAGCUUGUUCAAUUAUCUAUGCUAUAGAAGACAUUGUUGUCCACAUGGUGUGACCAGGGUGGUUUAAAAUACAUCCAUGGUAUGACCUUUGUUCUAUGACACAGACAAAGCUAAUUCACUGCAAGCCAACGUGUAUUUUUCAAUGGUUAAAACCGAUAAAUACAUGUAUAUUUUGUAAUCAGUAAUCUGCAUCUGCAGAUUCUUAAUGAGCAUUAUGCUGUAUAUCUUAUGUUGGCUAUUAAACCCUUGUAUCUCAGAAUUAUUAUUUUUUCAAUGAGGUCAUCUAUGAAAAAUCUGUAUUUUAUAAAUAUAUGGCAAUUAUGACAUCCAUACAAGGCCUGAAAAUAGUUUCAUAAUUCCUGUUAAAAACUAUUUCCAGGCAAAAUGAUGUUGCCACUUCUGUAAUAAUUCAGAAAUAGAGCUCUUUUUUUUUUGGAGAGGAUAAUCUAUAGAGAUGAACAUUUGGAGAAAGUGUCACUCAAAACCACCAUUUAUAAUUUCAUCAGAAAGAUUUCUGGCAGUUUCUUCAAUGAAAUGUACAGUCUAGGUAAAAUCUCAUGCUUUGUUAUCAAAACUGUUAGUAAAGAAACAGGUGCUUGAGAGAGAUGGUUACUAUUUGUGAAAUCUUCCCUCUUUCAGUCGGUCAUUAUAAUACUUUUGAUACCACAGGCACAUCUGCAUUAUUUACAGACUCUAGGCUGACCAAAGAUACUCUAUUAGUUUAUUUUCAGUGACGUACCCAUUUGUCGAUUUAGAGUUGGUUUCCAUUGGUGUGACUAACAUUACUCAGACUGUAAAUGGCAAAGAUCCUUCAGGGCCCCGUCUUACAAAGAAUUGCGAUUGAUCCAAUCAACCACAGUUAUGGACGGCCAGGUACGUGAAUAUCUCAAAUGCAAAUUUUGUUCAAAAUAUUUUCUAGAUAUGAUGUAUAUUCAUACAUUUAUAGUUCUCUUGAAGAUUCAGUGUUAUUCUCUUUGUUUACUAAGGAAAUUGUGUGAAUUUCCUGAAGAAAAAAUUAUGGUAUGGAUGGAUUUCCAUACAUUUGAGAUUGAUUGGACCAAUCGCAACACUUUGUAUGACAGGCCCUGGCAUCCAAGGCUUUAAUCGGUUAUGGAGACAUGAGGUCCAUAUACUGACCAAUUUAUUGUACAGCAUAGAUGCAGCUCUGUGUUUGAAGUUUAACUGAUUGUAUUGAAACAAUAUGAAAAGGGAAGUUAGGUGGUUGGUUUCAAGUACAGACUCAUUAGAUCACAGGGAAUAAUUUUCCUGGUAUCGCAUCGCAAUUUGCUCCACAUUUCUGAAAGACUGCUUUGCAUAAAGUCUUUUGUAAAGCAUAUUUGUACAUAGGACUGUACAUUACUUAGUUGAGAGCUUUUCUCUUAUGACCAAAAAUGCUAUUCAAAUAUGUGAAGUAAAUUAUUCCCUGGAUCAUAUUUUUGUUGCAUGUUCGAUAGCAGGUGAAAUCAAUGAGAAAAAAAGUAUUUUGGAUAAUAUAUAGUUAAAAAGUGCCUGAAACACGUUGCAGACAUGAGCUAUGUUUAUUGGAAUGUUGCAAGGAAUUUUGCAAGUCAAUUUGGAGUCAAAAUAUCAAUCAUAAGUCUGGCAAUUGAUUGCAAAUUUGCACUUGAUUGCUGGUUUGCUUGCAAGAAAAAGCAAUUUUCUAUAGUUACAUCUUAUAUAUCAAUUGUAAAUUGGCAACAGACGUUUGCAGUUGAUCGCAAAUAUUUUCUUGUAACACCCCCUUAGUGUAUAUACAUACUGUGUACAACUUACAACCUUUAAUAGAGAGAACAAAGUAGAUAAAUUGAUUUGCCUCAAAUACACAACCGUAAACUUUACCGUCAUUGAUUAAUGUUCUCAUUGUGCACAUAUUUCUCGCAAUCAUUAACAUGUACUUCGCUGUAAGGAGAUGGAUCAAUAUUUCACAGUGGAAUAAGCAUCAUAACUAGGGUAUGAAUCAUAAGUCAUGAAUUAUGUCUUUGUACUUAUUCUGCCAUAUGCUUGUGAAGUUGUAAUUUGGUUUCAGUUUGGUUGUAAACUUAAUUGCUUGGAGUUACAUAGGAGGUGUAUACAUGUAUGGUUUUUUUGUCCUUAUUUUUGCAUGGAAUCAAAUCCAAAUUUGAGCAUAAAACUGUACACAUAGGGAAUUACAUAAGUAUAUUAUUUUAUAGAUAUUUUUAAAAUUUAAAUAUGUCAUGAACUGAACCACCCUUGUUGAUCUGAGCCAUUGUUUAUGAACUUCAAUGUGGCUCAUUUAUCGAUAAAUUAUUAGAUAAUUGUUUUUAUCCUGGUAGUGCAUUGAGCAAGGUUAUACCACUCAUUCUAGAAUAUUCCUAGAAGCUUUCUAGACAUUUCAAUCAUUGGGCUUGUAUAUUUUAUUAUAGCAUGACAUUUUGGGAAAUUCAUUCAUAUUUUGUAUCUAAUAUUUUUUUUUCAUAAAAUUAAAAACUAUUUUUGUAAGUGAGUAAAUCUUCAAAGCAUUGGCACAAAAUACUUCAUGUAUUACUUUAACUUUAUAUCCUAAAGAUUUAUUCAUGUUCUAUUUUUUAAUUCAUGAGUAAUACUCCUCAGUAUUAUGUGUUAUGAUUGAUAAAACUAUAGAGGUCUUCCUAAUGAAAUACAGCUAUUGUAUAGGGGGAGGGGUGCCGACUUAUUAAUAGAACGAUGAAUCAUGGUUUAUUAAAGGAGGAUAGGCGCAUGCUUAUUGGUAAUUUCCCCCUUUGUUCAGGACACCUGUCAAAAUGUUUCUAAUUUUUCAUUAUUUGUGUUAAUUAUUGGUGUACUUUUGUGUUUAAACUCCUUGCCAAUCCCCCAUUCAUGUUGAUGUCAGAUGUAUUAGUAGAAUUCAUCUUCCCUUUUGGGAGGGGGAUGGGUUAAUUACUCUCAAGGAAUAUUACCUUACAAUUAAUCUUUUCUCUUUUACAAUGUACAUCAUCAAACUAAAAUUUAUCAACAUGACUUUUAUUUGUAAUUCCUCAAUCCCAUCUCAAUUUUCCACAUUCACCAUAUUUUCACAAUUCUAAAUAAUGCUUGUCAUCAACUUUAUAAAGGUACACAUACCUGUUCACUGUAGUUUAUUUGUUGUAUCACCUGUAUACUGCACUACAAGGUUGUUGUCGUCAACGAUUGCUGCACAAUAAGUUUUGUGAUUUAUGCUUAUGAUAGUAUUGUAAAUAGAAAUGAAUAUACUGCAUCUUCUGGUGGUUGUCUUUAAGUCAGUAUGAUCCAUUUAAUCAUGGUAAACAACCAGAAUAGCAUUGUACUAGGCAGAAUAAAAUUACAUGUAGGCCUUUCAAUUCUUAGGUGGAUUCUCAACAAUGUUCCAUCGAACAUAAACCUACAUGUAGGCUACAGUAUAGUCCCUGUUGUAUCUCUUUGUUAUUGAAAUGUAUACUAAAUAUCGUUUGAUGAUUUGUGAUGUCCUGAUACGAUUUUUUUCACUGCAUGAACUAUUUUUCAUGUGACUCAUCAUCAAUGCAAGUAAUUGUAUUUAAGAGAAAUCCAUAGUGAGAUGCAGUUGUUGGCUUUUAAUCACUGCUUUACAAACCUGGUAAGCUACAUAUAAAAUCUAGAGGUUUUAUAUAAAUGAGUUGAGAUUUCUAAACUUGUUUGUAAUUGUGUUCUUAUUACAUUAACAAUACUGUAUGGGCAGCAUUCAUAUUUGUUUUUCAUUAUUAUUAAAUACAAAUUUGAGCAAUGGAUCACAAUUGAAUUUCUAAGAAUGAUGGUGCCUGGGAGCAUUUAUUCAUGCAUGCUUUUGAUAUGUUUGAAAUGAAAUGAAAUUAUAUUGUUUAGAAAUUUUAUUUUUGCACGAAAGAUGCCCAGCUAGAUAUUAUCCUCUACUCUAAGACUGCUGAUAUAUAUUUGAUAAAGUAAGCACAGUACCAAAAAGAAAGAAAAAAAAUCUCUACAUUUAUUAUUUUCAAGUAUGAUUUGGAAUACUGGGAUGUGAUACGUACUUUAUAUGUUUGCUUAGUGUAAUGUUAUGAAUUCAGAAUUUUACCUUGCCAAUUGUAAUAAAGAAAAGUUAAAUUUUACAGUCUUUAAAAACAGUAAAUGCUUGCUUGCUAUGUGCUAGCUAGAAGCCUCUGUUGUCAAUUUUAUGUUUUAAUCAGUCUAAUGUUUAAUGAAGUAUAAUUGUGAAUUUGAAUGGCAGCUUCAUAAUUGUAUUAGUUAUGGCUCUUUGUUUUCAUUGCGCUUUUGUCUUCUUUUUUAAUGCCAUGUUUCUAAAGCAAUUUAUAUUUAAUUUUGUGGAGGGAUGGUGCGAAAGAUUUGUCAUUUUCAUUAAAUUUGCAAGAUCGUGUUAAAUUAAAAUUAUAUAUUUGAUUCUUAUACACAACACCCCCCCCCCCCUUAGAAACGAAGUCACAAGAGCGGGAGGUAAAUAUAUGGCAAAUUAUUUCUUUGAUGUGGACGUGUUUCAAUAGUCUUAUGCAUCAUUGGUAAUAUAUCUUAUGAUCGAAAAGAGAUCUAUUUAGGGCUGGAAUUAGGAUUACAUGUAGGAGUCAGUGUUACCAAGGAGUUUGGAGGAGUCUCCUCCCAACUCCCUGAUGUUAUCUAAUCCUUCCUCCUUGGGCAGCAAAGGGGUGGUUUGUUGUAGCCUUUGAUAAGCUGUGUAAGACCAAUGGUGUAUAUGACUUGAAUGUUGUGAUCAUUAUAUCGCUUGAAAAUCUGUAAUUGUGUUUGUAAUUGGAUGUAUAUGAAACUAAAAUGCUUCCAAGUAAUAUUGGUGUAUACAAUCUUCAUCUAAACACAUACUGUAUAUUCUAUUGAAGAAGAUUUAGUGUAAUUUGUAUUUUCAAUGUUUUUUGUGUUUUAAGAAAUGUAAAUAAAGGAAAAAAAAAAGAAAACAUGAUACUAUGGAUUGUGAACUGUUUGAAGUAAAGAUCAUUAAAGGAUUUGGAAUCACUAUCACAA
This is a messenger RNA of Lytechinus pictus (painted urchin), 6592 nucleotides long. Its product is annotated as membrane-associated progesterone receptor component 1-like. The coding region runs from base 364 to 885 and encodes 173 amino acids. The record is from RefSeq and is a predicted model, not a curated record. The transcript is spliced from 3 exons. NCBI's taxonomy places the organism in Eukaryota, Metazoa, Echinodermata, Echinoidea, Temnopleuroida, Toxopneustidae. Gene Ontology annotation, cellular component: membrane; endomembrane system; endoplasmic reticulum.